AUGAAUUUCACUUUAGAGGGAAAACUUAAAAUAGAUUAAUUUCUACAAUUACUCAAAAUUUUCUCUUAUCCUAUUAUUAUAUGUGAUGAUGAAAGUAUUUAACUGAUUUUAACUUAAAGAAAUUCAAUUUUCAGAAAUACCGGAUAAUUUAAAAUUUAAUGAAUUUAAUAAAUCAGAUAAACCUGCUAGCUUUGCAUAAAUAAAUAAUGAUUUCUUUAAUGAAUAUUAAUCAUAAAUUAGAGAAAAUCAUUUAAAAUUUGCAGAAACAAGUUGUCUAAACAUUAAAAUGUAACAAGAUGUUUGUUUAUUAAAUUCUUAAUUGAACUAUGUUUGUUGUUAAAUUCCAAUUGAUAUUAUAUAUAAAGCACUUNAUUUAUCAUAAUCUAAAAAUUCAUUAAAAAAUAUAAUAUAAUCAUAAUUAAAAUUAAAAUUAAUAUUAUUCUAUAAUUAUUAUAAUAGUUUAAUUAAGGAUAUUUGUAAAUUUUAUAGUAUUUUCCAUAUUUCUCAUAAAAAUACAUUAUAAUAUUAAAUUAAAUUAAUAUAAGAAUGA
This is a messenger RNA of Paramecium primaurelia, 550 nucleotides long. Lineage: Eukaryota; Ciliophora; Oligohymenophorea; Peniculida; Parameciidae. The record is from the annotation of a GenBank genome assembly.